AUGUCAAAGUCAGUGCCUUUGAUUAUCAACAACCAACAUGUUCAAACAGAAGAAUUGUUCCCUUUAAAAAGCCCUAAGAAUGGGGAACUUCUUUGGCUUGCAUCUUCUGCAAGACUUUCUGAUGUUGAGGCUGCUGCGGUCGCAGCAGAGACCGCCUUUCCGGCUUGGGAAGCCUUGGCAUAUACUACCAGGCGUGAUCUUUUGCUCAAUGCAGCCCAAAUUAUCAAAGACUCCCGGGAAGAAAUCAUAGCUACCAGCCGGGAAGAGACCGCCGCAGGAGAAAGCUGGGCGUCAUGGGACAUUGAUGGAAGCGUGGCAACCAUCAAGGACGCGGCGAGUCAUGUAUCCUCAAGUAAGGGAGAAAUUCCCUCUACGAACGAUAGUAAUGACACAGCUUUGAUAUACAAAGUCCCCUACGGCGUAAUAUUGGCUAUUGUCCCAUGGAAUGCUCCAGGGGUGCUUUUAAUGUCUGCCAUAGCAUAUGCUCUUGCAGCUGGCAAUACUGUUAUUAUCAAGUCAUCCGAGCUGUCACCCCGCACCCACUUCUUACUAGCCGAUGCUUUCCGUCAAGCCGGAUUCCCACCUGGCGUGGUAAACCUCUUGACGCAUGCACCUGACAAAGGACCGCAAGUGAUUCCAUCACUUAUUCAAAACCCAGCUAUCCGAAAAAUUACUUUCACAGGCUCCAGUGCUACUGGGAGGAUCAUUGCGAGACUCGCCGGUGAAGCCCUGAAACCAGUAGUCCUUGAACUUGGAGGCAAAGCUCCUGCGAUUGUUUUAGAAGACGCAAUACUACGGGAUGCAGCACAUGGCAUCUUGAAUGGAGCUUUUGGGCAUGGGGGGCAAGUAUGCAUGGCAACCGAACGAGUGAUAGUGCUUCGGUCUAUUGAAACACCAUUCGUGGAAGCUCUCAAGGAGGCUUACACAGAGCAAUGUCAUGGAGAGACGUAUAGCCAGCCAUUGAUUACUCAGUCGGCAGUCAAAAGGGUGAAUGCUCUUGUUGACGGUGCGAUCCGUGAAGGGGCAGCUAUAGUCUCAGGACCAGCCGGUUAUGCUGACGAGGAACGCCGGGUCUUUGGCCCAACCAUCCUCCGCUCUGUUAACAGCACCAGCGAAUUGUAUCAUGCAGAAUCCUUUGGGCCUGUCAUCUCAUUAUUUGUUGUAGAUACAAUAGAUGAGGCAGUGCAUUUAGCCAACGACACUGAGUAUGGGCUUGCCGCAAGUGUGUGGUCAGCAGACAUCGGCAAUGCGCUGCGAGUCGCUAAGAGAAUACGCUUUGGGACUAUUCAAAUUAAUGACAGCACGGCGCAUGGCGAGCCGACCCUGCCACAUGGUGGCUUCGGGGCUAGCGGGUUUGGGCGAUUGACUGGUCCUUCGGCACUGGCUGAAUUCCAGUCAGCGAAGUAUAUUCGAUUUAGUCUGAAAUAA
Messenger RNA from Penicillium taxi, 1428 nucleotides. RefSeq lists its product as uncharacterized. The record is from RefSeq and is a predicted model, not a curated record. The transcript is spliced from 4 exons. NCBI's taxonomy places the organism in Eukaryota, Fungi, Ascomycota, Eurotiomycetes, Eurotiales, Aspergillaceae. The coding region runs from base 1 to 1428 and encodes 475 amino acids. Gene Ontology annotation, molecular function: succinate-semialdehyde dehydrogenase (NAD+) activity.